GUGACGUCACAGUCCCACCAUGAACAGCGGAGAUGGAGGACACUCGCUGAGGAGGCUCCCGGUCAGGUCUCCAAAGAAAUCGAAAAAGGGCGAGGACCGAGGGACCAAAUCGCCGUCCAGCCUGAGCGUACACACUAAGAACUUCUACAUCGCGUCCUACCCCGUUGUGUUACUGUUUAAUGUCGUCCGUACGUUGCUAUACCACAUUUACCUGUUACUGAAGACCUUGUUCCGAGCGGGUUCCUACUUGACACACACGCGUUAUCAUCAGGCCGCCCCCACGGAGCUUGACAGUGUUGGGGUAGGCGGUGGAGGCGCGGUGCUAGUGGAGGAGGUGGUGGAAGAGGGAGAAAUGCCCCCGAAAAGUAAUAAUCCCGGGCCUGGUGACCCCCUCCUGGCCAGGCAGAAACACCACCACAGGAAGGCCUUUGAGUACAUCUCCAAGGCGCUCAAGAUCGACGAGGAGAAUGAGGGCAAUAAGGAGGCAGCCAUGGAGAUGUACAGGAGGGGAAUCGCUGAGCUGGAGGCCGGGAUAGCAGUGGAGUGCGUGGGCAAGGGUGAGGCUUACGAGAGGGCACAGCGGCUCCAGGAGAAGAUGAAGACCAACCUACUCAUGGCUAAGGAGAGGCUGGACAUGCUGGAGUCGCUGGUACACCUUCAUCGCCUGGAGCUGGACACCUCCCCCAUCACCCUUACCAACUUCACUCCCCCGGCCUCCCCCGCACGCUGCCUCACCCACUCCCCCAGACGUGCCUUGAGUGGGGGAGGGCGGGGGGCAUCACCCUCCGCCCCAACUCACAGGCCCCGCGCCAGAGUUGCCCCGCAGGUCAUGGGGGAGGAGGUGGGGGGGAGGCCCGACCGCCGGCCCCCGCAUAAGGGACAGGAAGCUGACUCCAAGAGCUACAAGAAGAUUCCCACCACUCGCCGGAUAACCGCCCUCAGCACCAAGAGUCACACACUGCCCCGGAACCUGGGUGGAACGUCCUCUGGGGCCAAGGGUGGGGCGAAGGGGCGAGCGGGGGAGCCGAGACACCCCAGCACCCCGCCCGCCCUCAGGAGGCAGGCAUCAACGGGGCAGAACGGCAGCUCGUCCCCAAUCGGUGCAUCUCCGCUCCGUCGCCGAGGCUCUGCAGGUUCAGGGCUCGGCCAAAACGGGUCGAACAGCACCCCAAAGCACGUGCAUGGCCACCGUCGCACCGCCUCGGCCUCUCUCAAAGGGGUGGACAGUCGCCUCGCUCACAGCAUCAUGGACGAGAUCGUGGACUCCUCGGCUCCUGUGUCUUGGGAGGAUAUCGCCGGUCAGGAGACAGCCAAGAAUGCCCUGCAGGAGAUAGUUAUCCUACCUGCGCUGCGUCCAGAACUCUUCACAGGGCUACGAACGCCUGCCAGGGGUCUGCUGCUCUUUGGUCCACCUGGCAAUGGCAAGACUAUGCUGGCCCGAGCCGUGGCCAGUGAGAGCUCCGCCACCUUCUUCAACAUCAGCGCCUCUACCCUCACCAGCAAGUAUGUGGGGGAGGGAGAGAAGCUGGUCAAGGCGCUCUUCUCUGUUGCCAGGGAGCUGCAGCCUGCCAUCAUCUUCAUUGACGAGAUUGACUCCUUGCUGUGUGAGCGCAGGGAGGGGGAGCACGAGGCUUCCAGGAGGCUCAAGACAGAGUUCCUGGUGGAGUUUGACGGCCUGAAGUCUGAUGCCGAGGAGAAGAUACUCAUCAUGGGAGCUACGAAUCGUCCACAGGAGCUGGACGAUGCUGCCCUAAGACGUUUCAGCAAGCGAGUGUAUGUUUCGCUGCCCAACAAGGGGACGCGCAUUGUACUGCUCACCAAACUGUUGUCCAAGCAGAAGUCUACCCUCAGCACCAAGGACGUGGACAGCCUGGCACUGCUCACCGAGGGAUACUCUGGCUCAGACCUCACGGCACUGGCCAAGGAUGCUGCCCUCGCCCCCAUCAGAGAGCUGCGGCCAGACCAGGUUGUGUCCUGUGAUCCGGCUGAGGUCCGAGGCAUCACACUUGCAGACUUCAAGGAGUCCCUCAAGAAGAUCAGGCGCUCGGUCCCACAAACAUCCCUCGUGUCCUAUGAAAAGUGGAAUGCCGACUACGGGGACAUAUCCACCUAGACACACACACACACACGCUGAGGUUUUCCAGAGCAGCCGAGAUGGUGUGUGUGUGUGUGUGUCUCAUCCAGCAGCCUACACGCACAGACACCUUGCACGCACAUGGACGUACGUAAGGCCAGAGGGUGUCACCAGCCAGUCACAGCCAUUGGUUUGCUGCUUACUGUUCCUCCUAUCUCAAAAUGCAUCCCGUAGUAUACUCAAGUUCUCCACCUCCCUUCACUAUGCUUAUAUAUUUCAUCCUCUCCUCUCAGCAUAUUCUGGAGUCGUACAAUUAUUCUCCCUCCUCUUACUGUUCCUACUCUCUCAAAAUGCAUCCUGUGGUGUGCUCAAGCUGUCCACCUCACUUCACUGUGCUUAUUUACUUCAUUCUCUCCUCUCAGCAUAUUCUGGAGACAUAUGUGUAUUCUCCCUCUCCACCUACUGUUUCUCCUCUCUCAAAAUCCAUCCUGUUUGUCUUGUAUAUACAUUCAUCAAGUCUCCAUUCAAAGGUGUACCUAUUCAUCUGUACCAUAAGGCCAUGUAUGUUGGUACCCAUAAUCCCAGUGAACAUCCACCCAAGCUUGGUUCUCAUUUCUUUGAUCCAACUUCAUCAUAAUGACCGUCUUUGGAUCCUCUUAUCAGUGUGAGUUUGUGUUGGGUUGUGUUUGGGUUUUUAGUUUGAUAAUGUGUUUGUAGUUCAUUAUUUUCCCUGUAGCGAGUGUUUUAGAGUUUGAAGAUUUCCUGUUUAAAUCGUUACCUUGUUUCUUAUAGUUUGCCUUCGUUCAGCUUCUGUUUACGAGGAUAUUUUUAUGUUUUUUACUCGAGUCAAGUUCACUGUUUAUUUGUGUCUUACUCUUGAGGUUUUUAAUGUCUUUUCUAAUAUUCUUUUAUUAAGGUAACUACUGGUUCCUCUCGAAUAAAUAAAGUGAGAUUUUUCAUAUUGGUAGUGAGACUGUGAGAAUGUGAAGUUGUGAGAGAGAGAGAGAGAGAGAGAGAGAGAGAGAGAGAGAGAGAGAGAGAGAGAGAGAGAGAGAGAGAGAAUUUUCACAGCUUAUAGAGAGUUUUCGCUGGUGCUAUAAGCUUGUUAAGUCUUUGGUUCGGCAUCCACUCGGUAGACGUCAUUCUACUGUGCUUAGGAAUGGUGACAUACUCUGGUCCACUACUACUACUACAACGACUACUGCUACUACUACAGUUACUACUACUACCAUUACUGCUGAUGCUGCUAUAAGUUGUUUCUUCAUUACG
Messenger RNA from Eriocheir sinensis (Chinese mitten crab), 3343 nucleotides. RefSeq names its product spastin-like (gene spas). Lineage: Eukaryota; Metazoa; Arthropoda; Malacostraca; Decapoda; Varunidae. Bases 20 to 2113 code for a protein of 697 amino acids. Gene Ontology annotation, cellular component: microtubule cytoskeleton. Gene Ontology annotation, molecular function: microtubule severing ATPase activity; ATP binding; ATP hydrolysis activity. The transcript has 11 exons. The record is from RefSeq and is a predicted model, not a curated record.